Capsella rubella is the source of this 2144-nucleotide messenger RNA. RefSeq names its product chitin elicitor receptor kinase 1. The record is from RefSeq and is a predicted model, not a curated record. Gene Ontology annotation, biological process: innate immune response; protein phosphorylation. Lineage: Eukaryota; Viridiplantae; Streptophyta; Magnoliopsida; Brassicales; Brassicaceae. The transcript has 12 exons. The coding region runs from base 120 to 1988 and encodes 622 amino acids. Gene Ontology annotation, molecular function: ATP binding; transmembrane receptor protein kinase activity.
UCAACCUUGUUCCUCUUUGAAUCCAUCUUCUCCAACAGAGCAUAUGAAGAAACAAAACAGAGACCUUCCUCUGAGAAUUCUAAAGAACCUUCUAAAAUUUCGCUAGUUGCUCGCCGGCGAUGAAGCUAAUGAUUCUGAUCACUCCAGUUCUCAUUCUUCUUCUCUUCUGGUCGUCGUUUCUCUUCUUCGCCGUCGAAUCCAAGUGCAGGAACAGCUGCGGUUUAGCUCUAGCUUCUUACUACCUAGAGAACGGAACAACUCUCUCCGUCAUCAACCUAAACCUCAAUUCUUCACUCGCGCCUUACGAUCAAAUCAAUUUCGAUCCAAUCCUAAGGUACAACAGUAACAUUAAGGACAAAGAUAGGAUCCAGAUGGGUUCUAGGGUUCUUGUGCCUUUCCCUUGCGAAUGUCAAACUGGUGAUUUCUUAGGCCACAGUUUCAGCUACGAUGUUCAGGAGGAAGAUACUUAUGAGAAAGUCGCGACUAAGCGUUACGCGAAUCUCACCACUGUGGGUUCGUUGCAGGGAAGGAAUCCUUUCCCGGCGAUUAACAUCCCUCUCUCUGCGACGCUUAAUGUGUUGGUGAAUUGCUCUUGUGGCGAUGAGAAAGUUUCUAAGGACUAUGGUUUGUUUGUUACUUAUCCGCUUCGUCCUGAGGAUAGUCUCAAUUCCAUUGCGAAAUCUUCCGGUGUACCGGCGGAGAUUCUGCGGAGUUAUAAUCCCGGUGCCGAUUUCAGCUCAGGGAAUGGGAUCGUCUUUGUCCCUGGCAAAGAUCCAAGUGGUGCAUUUCCAGCUUUCACAUCAAGUAAACAAGCAGGUGGUAUUGGUGCUGGAGGUAUUGCUGGUAUAGUUGCAGGGGUGAUUGUGGCUUUGUUGUUGAUCUCAUUUGUCAUAUAUUAUGCUUACCGGAAGAGCAAGUCAAAGGGUGGUUCGUAUUCAUCUUCUAUUCCGUUGUCUGCUAAGGCUGAUCAUGCUUCUUCAACUAGCCUCCAAAGUGGAGGCUUGGGUGGUAAUGGAGUGUCUCCAGGAGUUGCUGCAAUAAGCGUGGACAAAUCUGUUGAGUUUACGUUGGAGGAGCUCGCAAAGGCUACUGAUGAUUUCAAUCUGUCUUUUAAGAUUGGGCAAGGUGGUUUCGGAGCUGUUUACUAUGCAGAGCUAAGAGGAGAAAAAGCUGCGAUCAAGAAGAUGGACAUGGAGGCAUCGAAACAGUUCUUGGCGGAACUAAAAGUCUUAACGCGUGUACAUCAUGUCAACCUGGUUCGCCUGAUUGGAUAUUGUGUUGAGGGAUCUCUUUUCUUGGUGUAUGAAUAUGUUGAGAAUGGCAACCUUGGACAACAUUUACAUGGAUCAGGACGAGAACCGCUACCGUGGACUAAGAGAGUGCAGAUUGCGCUAGACUCAGCUAGAGGUUUAGAAUAUAUCCACGAGCACACAGUUCCAGUUUAUGUUCACAGGGACAUCAAGUCUGCCAAUAUUUUGAUAGACGAGAAUUUCCGAGCAAAGGUUGCUGAUUUUGGGUUAACAAAACUGACAGAAGUUGGAGGCUCCGCAACUCGUGGUGCGAUGGGUACAUUCGGUUACAUGGCACCAGAGAUUGUUUAUGGAGAAGUGUCUGCAAAAGUAGAUGUAUAUGCAUUUGGAGUUGUACUUUACGAAUUGAUUUCUGCAAAAGGCGCGGUUGUCAAAAUGACUGAAGCUGUUGGUGAAUUUAGAGGCCUCGUUGGUGUGUUUGAAGAAGUAUUCAAGGAGACCGACAACGAAGAAGCACUACGCAAGAUUAUCGACCCGAGGCUCGGUGAUAACUACCCCUUCGAUUCAGUAUAUAAGAUGGCGGAAUUAGGGAAAGCUUGUACGCAAGAGAAUCCGCAGCUACGUCCAAGUAUGAGAUACAUUGUGGUUGCUUUAUCAACUCUUUUCUCCUCAACGGGGAAUUGGGAUGUGGCAAACUUCCAAAACGACGAUGUCGUCAGUCUUAUGUCCGGCCGGUAGAGUUUCCGGUUUGUUUCUGUUUAUACAAAUGAUUUGUUUUUUUCUUUUGGUUACCUAAAAUUGAUGCUUCAGCUUCAGUAUAUAUUUAUCUAUACGAACCUUAACUUGUACGUCACAUGUUGACUUUUAAUACAAAGUCUUAUAACUAUAACUAUA